Pleuronectes platessa (European plaice) is the source of this 1572-nucleotide messenger RNA. RefSeq names its product HscB mitochondrial iron-sulfur cluster cochaperone (gene hscb). The transcript is spliced from 6 exons. Lineage: Eukaryota; Metazoa; Chordata; Actinopteri; Pleuronectiformes; Pleuronectidae. Bases 646 to 1452 code for a protein of 268 amino acids. The record is from RefSeq and is a predicted model, not a curated record. Gene Ontology annotation, molecular function: protein-folding chaperone binding; ATPase activator activity. Gene Ontology annotation, cellular component: mitochondrion. Gene Ontology annotation, biological process: [2Fe-2S] cluster assembly; protein complex oligomerization.
AAGAAGUACCCAUCAGCCACCGCUCGUAGCCGGAGCAUGAGAUGUCUUUGUCAAGUAGCUUGCUAGCUAGCAUUUAAAACGCAGGUUAAAAGUUGGGUGUGUUUUUUUCUGUUUAUCAUUAAAACGACAGGACUUCACAGCUUAAAUUAAAUAACAGUUUCAGAACAAACAACAUACAAUAACAUUCAGUGUUGUUAAAGCACGUUAGCGAACUAAGCUAGGCUGACGCUAGCAAGCAAGCUAACCUAGCUUACAUGCUAACCACCCGGGCUCUUUAUGUCAUGUUCGAAGUUUGCGUCUAUGUUUAAAUGGCGGCGGCGCGUUGCUAACACGCUACUAAAACCCCACAGGGGUGUUGAACUCACACGGUUUGCCGGACUGCGACCAAAAUCCAACGCAACUCUUAACACCGUUGGUUUCUGAGACGUAGUGAUUGCUGAUGCUAGCGGCUCGGCUAGCUAGCUGUAAACGUGUGUACCUUACACCGCCCGGCCGAGGGGAGGCAGCAGAGUGGUGGGUCAAACCACACGAAGAAGAGCACGCUUCCGCCUCUGCCUGUCACAUGGUGGACAGGAGGAUGUUGAUGUUUUGACAGAAGCCUCCUGACUUGUUGUGGCUGCGGUAUCCCGUGUUUUAACCCCAGACAUGUUGAACUCACUGCGGGUUGUGUGCUCUGCCCGAGCCGCUCUGGUGAGGACCAGCCGGUUGUCUGCGGCACGUCCGGGACACAGUUUGUCCAGCAGCCUCCUCCCCAGAGGGGACACAUGGCCCUGCAGCAUGGCCCCGGUGAAGGACAGAGGACUGAGUUACCACACGAGUCUAUCUCAUUCACCGAGGAACUUCUGCACAGGUCAGGUCCAUCCGAACUGCUGGAGGUGUCAACAGCCUCUGGACAAAAUACCUGCUUUCUUCUGCCAGUCAUGUGAAGCGGUUCAGCCCCCAGAACAAGGGGCGUCCUACUUCGAGAUCAUGGCUUGCGACCACACGUUCACCCUGGACGCACACAAGCUGCAGAGGAGAUACCUGCAGCUCCAGAGGGCCCUGCAUCCAGACAACUUCGGCCAGAAGUCUGUGACGGAGCAGGAGUUUUCAGAAAGCCAAUCGGCCCUCGUGAACAAAGCAUACACGACUCUGCUUAAGCCUUUGAGUCGCGGCCUUUACAUGCUGGAGCUGCAGGGGAUGCGUAUAGAGGAGGGCACCGACUCCGGGGCUGAUACUGAGUUUCUGUUGGAGCUGAUGGAGAUCAAUGAAGCUGUGGAUGAGGCACAGACUCCGGAGGAAGCCAAUAAGAUCGGACAAGACACGAAAGGGAAGCUGGCAGACUUGACAGAGCGGAUAGACGCUGCCCUUCGUGAAGCGGAGCUUCAGACUGCCAGAGCUCUUCUCGCCCAGAUGAAAUACCACGCAAACAUCGAGGAGAAAGUCAAGGAGAAACUUCGGGAAUUCAUGUAAUUUCUACCCUUUAGUAAACAUUAUUGUAUAUUUUUAGCCAAUUUUGUACAGAACGCACAGAUUAUUGUCUAAAGUGAUUGUCCAUGUUAAAUUAAAACACCUGUAUUGAAUAAUACACAA